AUGGGUUUCAAAAAUAUGUCAAGUGUUUUGUUCCUUGGCUUUUUGGUUCUUAUAAUCCUUGUGGUAACUUCAGAGGCCAGAGUUGAACCAAAGCCUAUUGAAUUUGAUAAUCUAACACGAAGCGAUUUUCCUAAAGGCUUUGCUUUUGGCAGUGCUUCAUCUGCUUACCAGUUGGAAGGUACUGCUUUUAUGUAUGGGAGAGGACCAAGUAUUUGGGAUACCUACACUCAUAAUCAUCCAGAAAGAAUUGAUGAUCGCAGUAAUGGAGAUGUGGCUGUUGAUCAAUAUCAUCGCUACAAGGUUGUGAUAGCCAUAAUAAAAAAGAUUAGCUUUGAUGCCUAUGGAUUCUCUUGGUCUCAAAUAUUGCCUAAGGGAAAACUUCGUGGUGGUAUAAACAAGGAAGGAAUCAUAUACUACAACCACCUCAUCAACGAACUCCUUUCACGUGGCAUCCAACCUUAUGAUACACUUUUCCAUUGGGAUCUUCCCCAAGCUUUACAAGAUGAGUAUCAUGGUUUCAUGAACCGUCAAAUUGUAAAUGAUUUUCGAGACUAUGCUGAGUUGUGUUUCAAAAAGUUUGGAGAUAGAGUGAAGCAUUGGAUGACCUUUAACGAACAAUACAUCUUCACCACAAAGAGUUACGCGCUAGGAGAAUUUAUACAUAGGUGCUCUCCUGAAUAUUCUGGAACUGAACCAUAUAUUGUUGGUCAUCACCAAAUUCUUGCUCAUGCGGCUGCUUUUAAGGUUUACAAGACUAAAUAUCAGGCAAAGCAAAGAGGUGAGAUUGGCCCUGUAGUGUAUUCGAGUUGGUACGUCCCAUAUUCAGAUAGUAAGGCUGACAAAGACACUACAAGUAGAGCUCUUGAUUUUUCUCUUGGUUGGUUUAUGCAUCCAAUUGUAUAUGGAGAUUAUCCACCUGUUAUAAAAAGACUUGUGAAGGAGAGAUUGCCCAAAUUCACAAAGGAAGAAAGCAAUAUGAUCUUCAAUUCCUAUGAUUUUAUUGGAUUAAACUACUAUACAGCUGAAUAUGCCAAAGAUAAUCCUCAAGUACCUAAUGAUAAACUUAGCCCCUUAACUGAUUUACAGGCCCAUCUAACAGCUGAUCGUGAUGGAGUCUCAAUUGGUCCAAAGGCAAAUAUAUCAUCAUGGCUUGCAGUUUAUCCACAAGGAAUGAAAGAAUUGUUGAUACAUAUCAAGAACAAUUAUAAAAAUCCAAUAAUCCACAUCACAGAAAAUGGAUACCUUGACUAUGAUGGUCCUGAAGUUCAUAAAUUAAUGAGAGAUGAGGGUAGAGUGACAUACUACCGUAGCCAUUUCAAAGCUCUGCAUGAAUCAAUCAAGGCUGGUGUAAGGGUACAGGGAUUCUUUGCAUGGUCUUUAUUGGAUGUUCAAGAAUGGUCCAGUGGAUAUACCAUACGCUUUGGUCUCGUCUAUAUUGAUUUCAAGAACCAACUGAAGAGAAUAAUAAAACAUUCAGGAAAGUGGGUCCAGAACUUCUUAAGCACAUGA
Molecule: messenger RNA, 1509 nt
Organism: Benincasa hispida (wax gourd)
Lineage: Eukaryota; Viridiplantae; Streptophyta; Magnoliopsida; Cucurbitales; Cucurbitaceae
Source: RefSeq, a predicted model, not a curated record